CGGUUCAGUUCCGAUUACAUAGUUUCAUAUUUAAUUGUAUUUAAUCUUGAUUCGAGUGUGUAAAAAAAAACUAUCGCCUGUAUUUCCACGGAAAUUUAGUGAGUAAUAUAUACAAAAUAAUAUAUUUGAGACGGUAAUUAAUAACUUUAAAAUGGCUGAUUCGUCCUAUGAGAAAGGACUAUCUGAAUUAUCAAAGAUGAAGGUCGCCGAUUUAAAAGCAGAACUAAAACAACGUGGUUUACCUACUUCGGGAAAUAAAAAUGAAUUGGUUGAAAGACUCCAAUUGGCCUUGCAUGGAGAUGCUCUUUCUUUAGAUUCAACAUUAUCACUUGAUGAAACAACUGAAGAAAUACUGGAUGAAGAGAUAUUGGGUGAUGAGGAAAUUGAAGAAUUAUCCAGCAAACCAGAUUCUCAGGAAAUUGUUGAGAAACGAAAAUUAUCAACAGACAGUAAUAGUAAUGGAGCUUCGAAUGGGAAAAAAAUUGUCUUAAAUCGCAAAACUGUUAUAGAAGAUAUCAAAGUUGAGGAAAAAACAGAAAAAGAUAAGGAAUCGCCGAAAAAGGACGAAAAUGCAGUAGCGGAAAAGAAAGUUAUUAAAUUAUCCGAGCUCAGCAUGCAGGAAAGAUUAGAAAUGAGAAAGAGAAAAUUUGGCAUGCCAGCUUCUGAAACAGCAAAAAAAUUAGCAAGAGCGGCAAGGUUUAAUAUGAAUGAUACAAAUAGCUCGUCAAUCAAAGCAUCAGAAAAUACAUCCUACGAGACAUUGAAGAAAAGACAAGAAAGGUUUGGAUGCUCAGUUUCCAGUGUUAUGGAAAAGGCUGAAUUGCAAGACAGGAUAGAGAAACGAAAAGCAAGAUUUGGUGAAGUAAAACCAAUUGAUAAAGUUUUUUCUAAUAAAAUUAAAAUAGUAAAAUGAUAUUCAAUUUUAUACACCAAAAUGCCAAUUUAGAAUCCACAUAGGUGAUUUAAUUUUAUUGAAUUUCUACUUAAAUAUCUCAAUUACAAGGAGAAAUAAAAAUUUCUUUAUUUAAUUAUAUUAAAAUAAAAGUUUCUUUAUUUUUCA
Messenger RNA from Leptopilina boulardi, 1060 nucleotides. Its product is annotated as SAP domain-containing ribonucleoprotein. Bases 152 to 913 code for a protein of 253 amino acids. Lineage: Eukaryota; Metazoa; Arthropoda; Insecta; Hymenoptera; Figitidae. Gene Ontology annotation, cellular component: nucleus. Gene Ontology annotation, biological process: poly(A)+ mRNA export from nucleus. The transcript is spliced from 7 exons. The record is from RefSeq and is a predicted model, not a curated record.